AUGAAAAUUAUAGGCUUAGAGAUGCGAACUCCCAACAAGUCGAAACGCACGCUUCGUCAACUAGAUCGUGCAGCUUCACACUCUUUAAAAGACAUAAAACUUAAUCACGCGUAUUUUUCCGAAACUUCCAGUUCUUCGGACGAUCAUGAGGUUGAAGCUCAUGGUCGAUUCUCGACUUGUUUGAAGCAGAUCGAGUCUGAACAUUUAAAUGUAUCCCAUAGUCCGUCAAAUUGUACGUGUAGUACAGUUGGUCGUAAUCUCUGCGUGCAACAUGGCGGUGGACGAAAAUGUAGUCAUGAAGGAUGUAAGAAGCAUGUUGCUUCAAGUGGAUUAUGUCGAAGUCAUGGUGGAGGCCGGCGUUGUCAAGUACCAGAUUGUAUGAGUAGUGCACAAAGUCGAGGCCUCUGUUACGUUCAUGGUGGAGGUGGACGUUGUCAACGAGAAGGUUGUGGAUCAAGUGCCAAGAAAGGUGGAUAUUGUAUCGCACAUGGUGGAGGGCAUCGAUGUGAAGUGACGGGCUGUACCAGUAGUGCAGUGAGUGGUGCCCGAUGUCGAGCACAUGGUGGCGGUCGUCGAUGUGCCAUACAAGAUUGUUCGAGUAGUGCCAAAACUGGUGGUCGCUGUAUUGCACAUGGGGGUGGCAAGCGAUGUACUGUUGAAGCCUGUACCAGCAGUGCUCAGCGUCUAGGUCUCUGCAAAGCUCAUGGUGGUGGACGACGAUGUAUUGUAGACAAUUGCGCCAAUAGUGCCGUAAGUCGUGGUCGCUGCAUUGCCCAUGGUGGCGGAAAGCGGUGUGUCUUUGAAGGCUGUACGACUACUGCUCGCAAAGGAGGCUUUUGCUUUGCUCAUGGUGGACGAUCCACGCUGUCAAUGACUGGAUCUCGUAGCAGACUGACAUCUUCAACUUUUCCACCAGCCCACGCUUCACUAUCAAAGAUGCAUUUGUGGUCGUCAGCAAGUGAAUGCUCGAUUCCAGCGCUAUCGUUACCUCCGCGUCGAUUGCUUCCUCCACUCGAUACAAUGUUAAUGGCAAAUCGAUCAGACGUGCUUUGUCGAAAUACUCCAAUUCCACCCAUUCGGAGACCUGUUGUUUCAUUCGAGCGAGACAAUCGAGGUAGUCAUGAGUCACAUAUGGUUCAUAAAGACUUGCACAAUCCUGCUUUAGUGUGGCAACGCAGUCAACCAGAAAUGUCAGAUUUCCACUCUCGACGACAAGAAACUCCAAUGUUGUCUUCUUCUUCUUGUUCCGGUUACUCGUGGCAGCGUCUUCAAGAGACGAUUCGUCAUGAAUCCCGUGUCCACGGAAUUACCAAUGAUGACGAUGACUUGGUGUUUGAAGAUAAAACCAUUAGCAAGAUGGACGGCAAUAUAUCGUCUGACGAUAUCUGGACACGAAAUCGCGACUUGAUCAUGCUACAAAGAACGCGAGAAAUCUAA
Plasmopara halstedii is the source of this 1437-nucleotide messenger RNA. RefSeq lists its product as uncharacterized. The record is from RefSeq and is a predicted model, not a curated record. NCBI's taxonomy places the organism in Eukaryota, Oomycota, Peronosporomycetes, Peronosporales, Peronosporaceae. Bases 1 to 1437 code for a protein of 478 amino acids. The transcript has a single exon.